UCGACUUUCCGCAACUAGGAUGUGUGCCUCGCGAAAGAAAUUGAGGGGCAAAAUAAUAAGUUAGAUCGAAGUGCGACAUUAUCAGUUGUUAAACCUUUAUAGGCUGGGCCGUGAUGUGUAAAAAUGUGGUCGCACUAAUGUGCUCCACGACAUAUUUAGAAAUGAAUACUAACUCGAUCACGCUAUUCAGCCCCGCCUUGUAAAGAAGCACUCAUCACGAGGCUCCUCAUCUCUUCUAACGGUUCUUUUUCUUCUUUAUCGUCGGUGGCGAUGGCCGUGCGAGACGAUUGGUUGAGGUCGCACCGCGAGCCCCGCGUGCGGAACCUGCUGGCCGUGACCGACACGCUGCGCUCCGGGCGUGGACAGCCCGGCCCCGAGGAGCUGAGCGGCGCGCUGCUGGAGGCCAUGCGGACCAACAACGUGAAGCAGCUGCAGGAGGUACUGUCCAAGGUGAAGGACUACCAACUGCUGGAGGACAGCCUGACCGCAGCGUGGUGCAAGGCCCGGGCGCAGGGGCUGCCCCUGAGCAAGGACAUGGAGCAGUGUGCAGUCUACUACAUGGUGCUCCUGCGCUAUGAACUCUCGCCACGCUCCCGGAGGAAGGACAAGCCGCGGCCGCUCGGGUGGGACGCGCUGUGGGGCCUGGUCGGCCUGGUGGACCAGUUGCGGGCCGACGUGCGGCGACUACUGGACCUCCUCAAGCUGGAGGAGGCGGACGAGGCCGUGACGCUCGCCAUGCGCUCGGCCCUGGCCAUCCGCGCAGUGAAGGGGUUCUUCUACCGCUCUUACGGCGAGGUGCCCUGGGAGGAGAUUGAGUACCUCCUCGCGCUGUUCAUCGAGGCACGCACCGUCUACCGGACCCUUGCCUUCCUCGUGGCCAGCAAGGACAGAAUCACAGCGCACCUGGAGUUCUUCCUGGAGAAGGUAGAGGAGCUGAGGACCAAGCACACCGGCCGAUCUGACACGAACGCCGCUAUGAAGGAGAUGAUGAAAGCGCCCAAAGGGAAGAGGGCCGAGAAAACAACCAGCAAGGCCGUUGGCAAGCAAAUGGCAGACAUCCUCGAGGACUUCGCGUUGCUGCGGGACUGGCAAUCACUCAAGGUGAUCGUAGAGGCUCUCGAGGCUGCCAUCGCCGCCUUGCAACUACCCGGGGAGGACUGGAAAAACUGGGGCUGGUUAGGUUUUCAAAGAGGGCUUUUCCUAGCGGGGGAGAAGAUGAAGAACUCGUGGACGUCACCCAACCUAUCCAGUCGCUACGUGAAGCUAGUCGAGGUGGUGGCUGCGGAAGGCAUCCGCAAGGUGCUGUGUAAUGGGAUUCGUGACGUCCAGGAGCACAGUGCACCGGGAUCUAACGCGGAUGAGCUGACUAUGUCUGUCCUGGACACUGACGAGGAGAGGACGCACUUGAAGGAGGAACUGGGGAGACUGCUGCACUCGAUUAAAACCAUGCUGCAGGAGGCUGAACUAGAAGUGACGCAGAAGAGGAUGGACCCACCAGAAAUAAUACAUAACCGACUAACGGAGAGGGUGGUAGCAUCCAUAGGAAAUGCAGAUAUGACUUCUGACAGAAAUUGGGUGUAUGGAGAAGUGAAAAGACUACUAGAAGAUGUCAACAAAGGGAAAAACAACAGUGAAUUAGAAGCCUUGAUUAGGGAUUUAAAUCAUUCGCUUCACAGAAAACUUGUCACAUUUAAUCGGUUUAGUAAUACCUUAACUCGGUCUAUAAAAGAUCGCAUGUAUAAUGUUGUGACUCGACACUGCCCGCAACACAUACAAAGGAUUCAUCAACUCCUGGAAUGGAGAAGUGCUCAGGGCCUAAGUAUCUUCCAAGACGAUUUGAACAAUAAGUCCAGCAAUGCUGGCGGUGGCUCUUGCGGCUCGUCCAGCCGCGCCUGCUCCGCCUUAGAAGCCAUUCCAAGCGGCCGUGAGGACAACGAAAGUCUUAUUCGUCAUGCAGUGGAAGGCGGGCUGCAGGCGCUGGCCUCCCGCUGGCACAGGGACGACCACGCCCCGCCACUCCUCGACCUGCAUGCGCCCGCCCUGUUCGGCCGGCAGCUGAGGAACCACUUGAACCACAGGGACCUGAUCGUGCGCCUCUGCUCUCCUACGACCAGGGAACUGUCAAGCCUUUGGUCACUUCUUCUUUACAAAGCAAUAGAUGUCGAGCGCGGCGCGGAGCCCAGACUGCGGGACCCGACGGAGUCCGCGGCCGAGAACGCGGAGGUGCUGCGCCUGGCGAGGCUCAAGGACGCCAUGUUCCGCGGCGCGCGAGAAGGAGACCUGGACGAGUUGCAGCGCGCCGCGGGGCUCGGCGUGGACAUCUCCAGGAGGGACUGUCUCGGCGUGGACAUCUCCAGCAGGGACUGUCGCGGCCGCACGCUGCUGCACGCCGCUGCCGAGGCCGGCCAGGCCCGCGUGGUGGACUGGCUGCUGCAGCUGGGCGCCGGCGCCGUGGACCCGCUGGCAACCGACUGGGAGGGACGGAGCGCGCUGCACGGCGCAGCAACGGCGGAGGUGGCGGAGUCGCUGAUCGCUGCAGGCCGGGUGGCGCCAGAUGGUUACGGCUGGACUCCGCUCCACGCCGCGGCGCUCUCUGGCCGCACCGCUGUGGUCCGGGCGCUCCUCCCCCACUACGACCUCCACGCCAAGGACAACGCCGGCGGCACUCCUCUGCACCUCGCUGCAGGCGGCGGCCACGCGGAGGCGGUGCGCCUGCUGCUGCUGGUCGGAGCGCGAUGGGAGGCCGUCCAGCAGAACGAGCAGUGCAGCACGCUCUCCAUCGCGGCGCAGUCCGGCAGCGCUGCUGUGGUGCGGCUGCUCCUGCUCCCGCCGCCGCCGCUCCUUCCGCGGCCCUCAGACUACGACUGCUGGAUCGCUGCUGUUCUGGCCGGACAGUACCGCCACUUGGAGGUGUUCUCCACCCUCAUGGAUGAGCUCCAGCGGCGAAGUGCGCUGCGGGACAGCCCAGAAGCGCGUCUGGCUGUAGGCGCUGUGGCUAUCGGGGGGAGUACAGAGGUAGCUGCCGAGCUGCUAAACCGCUGGCCGGACGCAGUGAGGCUGGGGUUAGACGAGGCAGUGACAGUCCUCUCCGUGGCCGCUGGGUGUGGUCACGCUGACCUGGUGCGCACCCUGCUGAGCCGCGGGGCUGACCCGCUGCAGCGGGGUAAGGACUCUUGCACCGCGCUGCAUCACGCUGCACAGGUUGGGUCCGUGGAAGUGAUCGACGUCCUCUGGGAGCACAAGCAGGCGGAGCAGGAUGCAGCACGAGGAGAAGAGCUGCGGCGCGUGUGGGAGGGGCGGAGAGAGGGGGGCCCACGCCCACCGCUGGGUCUAGCGGCAAGGGGGGGUCAUCUGGCGGCCGUGCGGCGACUAGUGGAGCUGGGCGCGGACAAGGACUCGGGGGUGCGUGACGCCGCUCACUACACGCCUCUCUAUGCGGCUGCACGGCACGGCCGCGAGGAGGUGGUGAGCUGGCUGCUGGGGGCGCGCGCCCGCCUGUACGACCCUGAGGCUGCCCACACACCGCUGCACGUGGCUGCAAUGUUUGGACACCUGGCCGUGGUGAAGCUCCUCGUGCCGAGCAGAGAGCUGACGGAGCAGCAGCAGCGCGAGCGCCUGGGCCUGCUGCAGCACGCCGGGCCAGACCCGGAAACAGCUCUGCACUGUGCUGUGGUGUCGGGCUCGCUCGAGGUGGUGAAGCACCUCCUGGAGCGGGAGGUGACGCUGCUGGACCCGCACUACAACAGGAGGGUUAAGGAGGGGAAGUCCGCGUUGUGGAAGAACCUCACCGUGUACAGGCGAGACUCAAAGAAGCGAACUCCUCUGCAGUGGUGUGUCGUAUGUGACGCCCCGACUACCGUGUUCCGAGAGCUGCUCCAGCGCAUGGAGGACGAGCGGGUGAUGGCGCUGGGCGGCAAGGACGUGCUGGCGGUGCGCGACAUGGUGCAGGAGGCCCUGGACUGGGUGGACCCCGUGCAUCUCGUACAGACCGUGGAGUACGGCCGGCCGCCCCACAGCGAGGGGAUGAGGCGGGAGCUCACCGAGUCCCUCCGGCGGCUGGACACACAGCCAGCGUGAAGUCAGCCCUGGUGAGAGCAAAGAAGUCGGUAGAGGGGAUAGACGCCGCGAUUCUUUGCACUAUUUUACCCUAAAAGGGUGCGCACAGUAAAUGUCUGAACAGUACCUACAAACGCAGCCUGGAUGAUGUACGCCAGAUGCUCUGCGAAAUCAUUCGAUGCACUGUUGUUUAGACAUACAUUUUCAUCCGUCACGGAUGAAAUGAGAUAGACACUAUGCUUUACUUUGGCACUACUAUUUUACUUCAAUAAAUUAUUACAAUUACAA
Messenger RNA from Frankliniella occidentalis (western flower thrips), 4344 nucleotides. RefSeq lists its product as uncharacterized. The record is from RefSeq and is a predicted model, not a curated record. NCBI's taxonomy places the organism in Eukaryota, Metazoa, Arthropoda, Insecta, Thysanoptera, Thripidae. The coding region runs from base 271 to 4077 and encodes 1268 amino acids. Gene Ontology annotation, molecular function: protein binding. The transcript has 3 exons.